AUGAAGCUUUUCAACCACCGAUACCUGGGCCUUCGUGGCACCAAGCUAAAUAUUGCGAUUGGCUUUAUUGCCGGCAUGGAUUUCCUACUCUUUGGGUACGAUCAAGGCGUGAUGGGUGGCCUCCUCACGUUGCCUGCAUUUACCAAAAUUUUCCCCGAGAUUGAUACCACUGCAGCUGGUACGGCCGGUCUUACUGCCAGUCAGAAAGAUCACAGAUCGACCAUUCAAGGCAUCUCUGUCGCGUCCUACAAUGUUGGCUGCUUCUUUGGCGCUAUCAGUUGCAUAUGGAUUGGAGAUUGGCUCGGUCGACGUAAAACAAUUUUCCUCGGCUCCGCGAUCAUGAUCAUUGGCGCUACUCUUCAGGCAUCGGCCUUCAGUCUGCCACACUUCAUCGUUGGCCGUUUGGUGACCGGCAUUGGCAACGGACUGAACACUAGCACGGUGCCCACGUGGCAAUCAGAAUGCUCAAAAUCGCAUCGAAGAGGUCAAAUGGUUAUGGUUGAAGGCGCCUUGAUCACUGGAGGUAUCAUGAUCAGCUACUGGAUCGAUUUCGGGUUCUCGUUUAUCGAUUCGGAAGUGGCAUGGCGUUUCCCUAUUGCCUUCCAGAUCUUCUUCGCUUUGGUAAUCCUUAUGUUCAUUCUCGAACUUCCCGAGUCACCGAGAUGGCUGAUCUUCAGGGGACAUGAAGAGGAGGCGUUGGAGGUCCUUGCAGCCCUGUCCGAUAAGUCUACCGAAGACAAGAGAGUUCUUUCCGAGUUUGCAGCCAUCAAAGACACGGUUCUCGAAGCGCAAAGUACAACAUUCAAGGAUCUCUUCACCAUGGACGAAGAUCGCCAUUUUCAUCGUGUCGCACUUGCCUAUAUCAAUCAAGUGUUCCAGCAAAUUUCGGGCAUCAAUCUUAUCACUUACUAUGCUGCCACGAUAUACGAAAACGAAAUUGGAUUGACGCCAUUCAUAUCUCGCAUUCUGGCCGCCUGUAACGGCACAGAGUACUUCCUAGCGUCCUGGAUUGCUGUGUUUAUUAUCGAAAAAGUCGGACGUCGUAAGCUCAUGCUCUUUGGCGCAGCAGGAAUGUCAGCAUCCAUGGUGAUUCUCGCAGUGAUGACAAAAAUCGGUGGAACAACCCCGGGUAUCGUUGCUGCCGCCUUUUUGUUCAUAUUCAAUACGUUCUUUGCCAUUGGGUGGCUUGGCAUGACUUGGCUUUACCCAGCUGAAAUCGUACCUCUUCGUAUUCGAGCAAAAGCCAAUGCAUUAUCAACGUCGGCCAACUGGGCUUUCAACUUCAUGGUUGUCAUGAUAACACCAGUAAGCUUCAGCUCGAUCGGCUACAAGACAUACAUAAUCUUUGCCGUCAUCAACGCCUUCAUCCUGCCUGUGGUGUACUUCUUCUACCCAGAAACUGCAUAUCGCUCACUGGAGGAGAUGGACACCAUCUUCCAGAAGACAAAGAACAUUUUCACUGUUGUCUGGACUGCGAAGCAUGAACCUCGUCGUUACGGUAAGAAUGGCGAAGUAUUGAUCGAAUAUGAAGACACCGGAGAACAUCAGCGCCGCGUCAGCAAUGCUGAACGUCGAGGAAGUGUACUCAGCCAGGCGGAUAGCCGCGACUAUAGCGGGGAGAAAGGAGGUCGUCAACUGCGUGAAGAAUACAGGGGUAAUCCAGGUGGUCCGGCACCUGCGGGUGGCCUGUAA
This is a messenger RNA of Exophiala bonariae, 1692 nucleotides long. RefSeq lists its product as uncharacterized. Gene Ontology annotation, biological process: transmembrane transport; carbohydrate transport. Gene Ontology annotation, molecular function: carbohydrate:proton symporter activity. The transcript has 6 exons. The record is from RefSeq and is a predicted model, not a curated record. Gene Ontology annotation, cellular component: membrane. Bases 1 to 1692 code for a protein of 563 amino acids. NCBI's taxonomy places the organism in Eukaryota, Fungi, Ascomycota, Eurotiomycetes, Chaetothyriales, Herpotrichiellaceae.